Molecule: messenger RNA, 885 nt
Organism: Neohortaea acidophila
Lineage: Eukaryota; Fungi; Ascomycota; Dothideomycetes; Mycosphaerellales; Teratosphaeriaceae
Product: cyclin-domain-containing protein
Exons: 2
Coding region: 1-885 (294 amino acids)
Biological process (GO): regulation of cyclin-dependent protein serine/threonine kinase activity
Cellular component (GO): nucleus; cyclin-dependent protein kinase holoenzyme complex
Molecular function (GO): protein kinase binding; cyclin-dependent protein serine/threonine kinase regulator activity
Source: RefSeq, a predicted model, not a curated record
AUGGUCGCUGGCCUGUUGACCAAGAUUACCACCACCAACGACCAACAGCAUGAACACCUGCACCGCCAACCGCCCCAUCUGGACGGCUCAACCCCGCUGAACCUUCAAACGAGCAGCGUCUUGGCCUUUCACGGCAAGAACGUGCCCAGCAUCACCAUCCUCAGCUACCUCAGCCGCAUCAAUAAAUAUUGUCCGACGAGCUACGAGGUCUUCCUGAGUUUGUUGGUCUACUUUGACCGCAUGACGGAGAAAGUCAAUGCGGGCCCCAUGGAGAGCCUGCGCCAGGCGAACCGCGGCGCAAUGGAGCACAAUCGCAGCGCGCGCAGCUCCAGCGAGUCGCUCGCCUCCGAUGCAAUGGAAGGCGUGACGACAUCCAGCCCGCCUCCGGACACCCAGACCAUCACCCCUCCGCCCUCGGGCUACAUGGAGAAAGGGGUGGAGGAUGGACGGCCGGGGACUCCCCACAGCCGCAGUUUCGGCUCGGAAUCACCCCCAAACCCACCCGAGCCGAUGUCCAUCGACCCAUACAACCUCUCGCAUUUCUUCGUCGUCGACAGCUUUAACAUCCACCGCCUCGUCAUCGCCGGCGUCACAUGCGCCAGCAAAUUCUUCUCCGACAUCUUCUACACCAAUUCCCGAUAUGCAAAGGUCGGCGGCCUCCCGCUACCGGAGCUCAACCAUCUCGAACUGCAAUUCCUGCUCCUCAACGACUUCCGCCUCUCGGUGCCCGUCGAGGAAAUCGAAGCCUACGGCACAAUGCUGGUGGAGUUUUACGCGCGUGAAGUCGUCGCGCAGCAGAAGGCGGCGCAGGCGCAGGCGAUGCAAGCCCGCUCGCUCAGCGAGAGCUCCUCCGACAGCACCAAUACCGUGCGCGCCGUGGCGUGA